Messenger RNA from Parus major (Great Tit), 514 nucleotides. RefSeq names its product liver enriched antimicrobial peptide 2 (gene LEAP2). Bases 53 to 286 code for a protein of 77 amino acids. Gene Ontology annotation, biological process: antimicrobial humoral immune response mediated by antimicrobial peptide; defense response to bacterium. The transcript is spliced from 3 exons. Lineage: Eukaryota; Metazoa; Chordata; Aves; Passeriformes; Paridae. The record is from RefSeq and is a predicted model, not a curated record.
UUUGUGCCUCCUCUGCCCACAGCUGCUCCAAGUGACAGCUCCCGCUGGGAAGAUGCACUGGUGGAAAGUGAUGGCAGCCCUUCUGCUCUGCUCACUGCUGCUCAGCCAGACCCACGGCAUGUCCCUGGCCCUGGGCCAGCCCCGCAGUCCCCGGCAGCGGAGGAUGACUCCCUUCUGGAGAGGAGUGUCCCUGAGACCCAUCGGAGCCUCGUGCAGGGACAACAGCGAGUGCCUCACCAUGCUCUGCAGGAAAAAUCGCUGCCUCCUCUCCACAGCCUCAGCAUGAGCUGGCACCAAGCACAGCCUGCACUGUUACUGCUGACCAUGCUCCACGCACUUGGGAUGUAUUUAUUGACUGCUCAGGAGCUGGAAGGGCUUCGAGCAAUCAGGAUAUUUAAUAUUUCUGUCACAUGUGCUGAUAAAAGGACUUCAAGGAGCUCCAGAGCAUCUCCUCCCACAGCCACGCCUCAGGAGGCCUCUGGCCAAGCUCAAUAAAGGGGCUCUGCAUCUCCUC